UGAAAUCCAUAUUUUAUGGCUUCUGGCCUCUGGGUAAGGACUCAAGUACUGUUAUUUUCCUUUUGCUCCAAAUGUUUUCCUUUGUUUCUGGAUCCAGCUGUGCUGCAUGCCCGCUGCUACUCUCACGGGUCACAAGAGUCAGAUGAAGAAUUCGAUGCUCGCUGGGUGACGUAUUUCAACAAGCCAGAUAUUGAUGCCUGGGAGCUCAGGAAAGGCAUAAACACACUGGUGGGUUACGACCUGGUCCCAGAACCAAAAAUCAUUGACGCGGCUCUGAGGGCCUGCAGACGGUUAAAUGACUUUGCCAGCACUGUCCGCAUCCUGGAGGUUGUAAAGGACAAGGCAGGACCUCACAAGGAAAUCUAUCCUUACGUUAUCCAGGAGCUUAGACCAACUUUGAGUGAACUGGGAAUCUCCACUCCAGAGGAACUGGGCCUGGACAAAGCAUAAACUUUAUUGGUGCAUUACUCAAGUGUUUUACUGAUGCUACCUGAUUGUACACAGUCACCUGGAGACACAAACCUUAAAUCUUAUCUGAAAUAACUUCUUCCUUUAUUGAGUCGCAGUGUAAGUGCUGUGGAGUUGGACCUAAUAAAGGAAAAACUGGUUUGACUGA
Manacus vitellinus (golden-collared manakin) is the source of this 616-nucleotide messenger RNA. RefSeq names its product cytochrome c oxidase subunit 5A, mitochondrial. Bases 16 to 450 code for a protein of 144 amino acids. The transcript is spliced from 4 exons. The record is from RefSeq and is a predicted model, not a curated record. Gene Ontology annotation, biological process: mitochondrial electron transport, cytochrome c to oxygen. Lineage: Eukaryota; Metazoa; Chordata; Aves; Passeriformes; Pipridae. Gene Ontology annotation, cellular component: mitochondrial inner membrane.